Messenger RNA from Penicillium daleae, 1902 nucleotides. RefSeq lists its product as uncharacterized. The record is from RefSeq and is a predicted model, not a curated record. The transcript is spliced from 3 exons. NCBI's taxonomy places the organism in Eukaryota, Fungi, Ascomycota, Eurotiomycetes, Eurotiales, Aspergillaceae. The coding region runs from base 1 to 1902 and encodes 633 amino acids.
AUGCUGUUUGCCGGCGCAUUAUCAUUAUUGUUCCUGCAGACUGCUGUUGCACAACGCCAUGAUGCUGAUCUUAUGUCCUUCGUGACUCUCCCCGAGGUGCGCGCCUUGAAAUGGGAGGUCACCCAUCACGAUCGCACACGAGCUGCUCCGGGUUACUGGUUCGUGGCGCCGUACGGACAGAUUUCGCCGGAAGAACCCACACAAAAAUAUCAGCAGUACCAAGUUGGGCCAUAUAUAUACGAUAAUGAUGGUAUGCUUAUCUGGGCCGGUGCACCAUUGUACGAUAACCAAAACGUCUUCGACUUCAAACCUGUCACCACUAUCGACGAAGACACGCACCUUUCGUUCAUCGUGUCCUGGGCAAUCGACGAGUCCAACAAGGGUUGGGGCAUGAUCGUGGAUAAGACGUAUAAUACGGAGAGACAAGUCGGUGUCUUGAAUGACCUGCACGACUUCAACAUGCACGAAUUUAAUGUCCUGCCGGGCGGGAAGACGGCCCUGGCGUGCACGUACCGCCCACGUGAGGUCAAUUUGGCGGAUUUCGGACGCCCGACGGAGCAGAGUUGGAUUAUGGCGGGUGGCUUUGUGGAACUGGACACGGAAACAAGCGAGGUCUUGGUGGAAUGGGAUUCCUUCGAUAAGGUUGCCCUGCAUGAGUCUAACGUAGUCAAUGCCGGGAACUCGCCGUCCAAAUUCCCUGGCUGGGACUAUGUGCACAUCAAUUCGGUCGACAAGAACGAAGCCGGCGACUAUAUCAUCUCUUUGCGCUUCACCAACACCCUUUACUGUAUCUCGGGCGAGGAUGGCCAUAUCAUGUGGCGCCUCGGUGGUCUGGAGUCUGACUUUGCCCUCGACUUUACCUUUUCCAAGCAGCAUGAUGUGAAAUGGCUCUCGUCCAACGGCACUCACCACGUCGUGUCUUUCCUGAACAAUGCCUCCGAUGAGGGCGGGAACGACGAGGCCGUCUCCGCCGCCCUGUUCGUCGAGGUGGAUACCAUCGCCAUGACUGCCAAGGUGAUCAAGCGCAUCAACCGUCCCGAUAGCGGUCUGACCCGCCUCCGCGGUAACGUUCAGCUGCUUCCUAACGAUAAUGUCUUCGUCGGCUGGAGUGAGCGCGGCUACCAGAGCGAGCAUGCGCCAAACGGUGACUUGCUGAUGACCGCCCGCUUCGUGUCUGAGCGUUACUCUACCUACCGCGCCUACAAGGCCGAGUUCAUUGGCCGUCCGAGCACGUCACCCGAUCUCGUGGCUUCGGUGUACGGUACCACCAACGUGGACACAACUACGCUGAUCCACGUCAGCUGGAACGGCGCGACCGACGUCGUCGGGUGGAAAUUCUACGCACAGGCAUAUGACCGCAGUUCGCCCGUGCUCAUCGGCCACGCUAACAAGACCGACUUUGAGACCAUGUAUAUUGUCGACGGCUACAUGGAUUGGAUCACUGCCGAGGCCAUUGACAGGGAAGGAAGGGUUAUGGGUACUUCGCGGGUCACCCGAAGUGAGAUUCCGAAGAACUGGAAGGCUGUGGGCUUUGUGGGCUCGUCUACAGGUCCCAAGCCCGACGAUCCGGCCAUCCUCUCGGCUGUCAACAAGGGCAGUUCUUCGGUCUCGUCCUCCUACGACAGCGUCGAUACCACUAAUGGUAUGACCGACAUGGUCAAUGAUCACUCUUCGACCUACGCCGAUGCCAAGGAAGUCGCCAAGGCAGUCUACAAGGCUUACGAAGUGAUCCGCGGCGUAGGAGGUCUGCUCAUCUUCAUUCUCCUCGCCUGCACCGUCGGUGGUCUAGUAACCUGUCUCUGGCGCAUGUUUAAGCGCCGCAAGAUGCGCUCAUACCAACACAUCCCCUCCGAAGAGGGCGUACCCGUGGAAGAAAUCCACCUACGCUCCCAUGCUGAAUGA